Molecule: messenger RNA, 7114 nt
Organism: Pomacea canaliculata
Lineage: Eukaryota; Metazoa; Mollusca; Gastropoda; Architaenioglossa; Ampullariidae
Product: transducin-like enhancer protein 1
Exons: 23
Coding region: 463-2610 (715 amino acids)
Biological process (GO): negative regulation of canonical Wnt signaling pathway; regulation of DNA-templated transcription
Cellular component (GO): transcription regulator complex; nucleus
Molecular function (GO): transcription corepressor activity; protein binding
Source: RefSeq, a predicted model, not a curated record
GCUGUUUGCCCUUUCCCAUUGUUACCGUCAGCUAAUACGGCGGGUGUAUUGUGUGCAAGUGUGUGGUUCCAUGCAAGCUGUUCACACGGAUUUUUUCCCCCCCUCCAGAUCCUCCUGUGCUUUUAUCAGGUUUAUAUCGCUGUUUUCUUGUGAAAGUCAAGGUCUGGAUUCGAUUUCGCUCCUUCCGUUUAUGUGGCCUAGAUUAGCAAGCAUCGUUGUGAGAGUGUUGAGUUGAAGGAAAUUGCCUCGGUUUUGAGCGAGCCUCUCUUUCUCGCGCACACACCAACUUGACCCCGCCAGCUUUUCAUGAUGGCCGCUGGUGCAAGCCGCUUUGUGAUGGUGGUCGCUUUCGUCGGCUCGUAAGGAUGUUCUAGCUGUUUCGUUUUCGUCGAUUUGGAUGUACUUCGCUAGGUGUGAAAGUGAGGAUUUACCACUGCCUUCGAUUUUACCACGUCGUUUAUCAUGUAUCCAAACAGACACCCGGGCCCACCUCAGCCUGGACAGCCAUUCAAGUUCACGGUUGCCGAGUCGUGUGAUAGGAUCAAGGAAGAAUUCAGUUUUCUUCAGGCCCAGUACCACAGCUUGAAGAUGGAAUGUGAGAAACUGGCACAAGAGAAAACAGAGAUGCAGAGGCAUUAUGUCAUGUAUUAUGAGAUGUCUUAUGGGCUGAAUGUUGAGAUGCACAAACAGACGGAAAUUGCAAAACGACUGAAUGCAAUUUGUGCACAAGUCAUACCAUUCCUGUCACAAGAGCACCAGCAACAAGUUGCAGCAGCAGUUGAACGAGCAAAGCAAGUGACAAUGCAGGAGCUUAAUGCAAUUAUUGGGGUUGCUUUCAGUAAUGUCGGAGAUCCCCACUCAGCAGGCAUAAUGACUUUUCAGCAACAGAUGCAAGCCCAGCACUUGCCUCACCAUCCCCAUGGACCCCCCAUUCCCCUGACACCCCAUCCUGCUGGUCUGCAGCCACCCAUCUCAGUUGCUGGUGGAUCUGGUUUCCUGUCAGCAUUUCCAGCCGGUUUCCCAGGAAUCCCACCUCAUCUGACAGCACUAAAAGAAGAAAAAGAAGAAAAACAUAGACGGUCUGCAUCUCCAAACGACCGAGACAAGUACAGACAUCGUAGUCACUCACCGGAGGUGAAUGAAUCAGUAAAGAAAAGGCGACCAGAUCCAAAAGGGGCGGACAGUGAUGGCGAAAAAAGCGAUGUUGAUUUGGUUGUUGAUGUUGGAGAUGACACAACAUCUCCACUUAAUGGAAAUCUGUCACCAAGAGAUAAGCACAACCAUAAAGAUGGACACAAGAAAGAAGACCGCAUGAGUCCACGAAGUGAUGCAUCUUCCCAUGGAAGUGCUUCUUCAUCAAAACCAAAAGAGCAUGAAAAGGCUGCCACACCAGCUUCUAAACCCAACACUCCUACAAGUUCUGGCAGUGCCACCCCAGGACCAUCUGGUGUCAAACAUGCCUACCCUUUGUAUCCGCAUCCCACUCAUGCAGGUCUUAAUUCAUCAGAGCUCAGUCCUGGACACGGUGCCCCUGGCAACCUUACCAAUGGAAUUGGGCCCAAUACCCUGGCUGGUUACCCGCGUGCACCUAUGGUUGGCUUUGAUACCAACAUUUCUGGUGGAAAACCAGCAUACUCGUUCCACGUUGGUGCUGAAGGACAGAUGCAGCCUGUUCCCUUUCCUCCUGAUGCACUGAUUGGUCCAGGGAUUCCUCGCCAUGCACGUCAGAUCAACACGUUGAACCAUGGAGAAGUUGUUUGUGCUGUCACCAUCAGUAAUCCUACCCGUCAUGUCUACACAGGAGGAAAGGGUUGUGUGAAGGUUUGGGACAUCAGUCAGCCUGGGAAUAAAAGCCCAAUUUCUCAGCUUGACUGCCUGCAAAGGGACAACUACAUUCGAUCUAUCAAGCUUUUGCAAGAUGGGCGGACAUUGAUAGUUGGUGGUGAGGCCAGCACUCUGUCUAUCUGGGAUCUAGCAACGCCGACUCCUCGCAUAAAAGCAGAACUGACAUCUAGUGCCCCAGCUUGCUAUGCUCUUGCAAUCAGUCCAGAUGGCAAAGUAUGCUUCAGCUGCUGUAGUGAUGGUAACAUUGCAGUUUGGGAUCUCCACAACCAAACACUGGUCAGACAAUUCCAAGGUCAUACAGAUGGCGCUAGCUGUAUAGAUAUUUCACCUGAUGGAACCAAGUUAUGGACAGGUGGCUUGGACAAUACAGUGCGUUCUUGGGACCUACGUGAGGGGAGACAACUCCAACAACACGACUUUACGUCACAAAUAUUCUCACUUGGCUAUUGUCCUACAGGAGAAUGGCUGGCUGUUGGCAUGGAGAGCAGCAACGUUGAGGUUUUGCACCACUCCAAACCUGACAAAUAUCAGCUCCAUCUUCAUGAAAGCUGUGUUCUGUCCCUCAAGUUUGCCUACUGUGGCAAGUGGUUUGUCUCCACUGGCAAAGAUAACUUGCUGAAUGCUUGGCGCACACCUUAUGGGGCUAGCAUUUUCCAGUCAAAGGAGUCGUCGUCAGUUUUGAGCUGCGAUAUUGCUGCAGAUGACAAAUACAUUGUAACAGGCUCAGGGGACAAGAAAGCAACGCUAUAUGAAGUGAUCUUCUGAUGGCUGAGGUCUGAUUAAAUACUUUGAAAAGAUUAUCUUGGAUUCUUCUGCUCAAAUUCUUGAGGAAUUCAGGAGCUUUUUGAUGAGCUCUGAUAAAAGCAUCACAGACUGAAAUUGCAGAAAGUGGCAUAUCAUCAUGCUAACAUGGUUGGAAUUUUCUGUGAAGAAAACAUACUUACCUAGCUCAGAUUCAUGAUUUCUUCUCCAUCUGAUCUGUGUUGAGGUUUGCAGAUGUCUUGAUGUUGGAAAGUUAACAGCAAUUUUGAUGUGAUGGUUUCUUGCAAGCAUCAAACAAUAAUGUUAAGCCAAGAUUCUCACACCAUGUUUGAACAUGUUAGCUUCAUUCUUCAACUAAUUUUUGGAUUGGAUUUAUCAUUUCUUCAGUGUCAGUCUGCUUGCACAUGCCAGCAACAAGUGUAAUGAUUAAUGCGAAAAAGAUUUUGGAAAACAGAAGUUACAAUUUUUAAGCAACUACAUCCUGGAAGUGAUAAAAGGCAUCUAGUGUCCACGUUUACAUGGUAAUUUUCAUAUUUUGUGCUCUUGUACUGAUUGCUUACUCAGACUGCACACAAACUUGUAACAGUGUGGAAUAAAUGAAAGGAGUUCUGAGUGUGUAACAAUGUCUUUGCAGCUGUGUGAUGUACUAUAGGACAGCUGUAUUAAGCAUUUUCCUGUUGUGCUUAGUAACAAGGAGAAAAACUCCGAAACCAAGAGUUUGACUUUUUGGAGCUUGAAAAAAUAUUCUGGAACUAAUGUUUUGUCUCCAUUUUGUGGCAAAAACAAAGUAAGAAAUGUUUUAGAUUCCCUGCCAUUAUCAAGUGCUGGGCUGAUUUUUGAGAAUGUUUCAUCUUAUACACCAGCCAUUCUGGGACUCCACUACACCUAUGCUCGAUUAUGGACCUGAAAAGAAUGGCUAUGUUGCAUGUGAAGGAUUUUUUUGUGUGCAUGAAAACACCAAAUGAAAGAUGGGGGUGGGGGAGAGGGAACGAUUUUAGAUUGUUUUUUUUCUUCUGUUUUAUGUGUUAAGUUUUAUCUGUAAUUUUUUUUUUCUUUUUACAGUUAUAAAGGGGAGAUCUUUUUGUUCACACUCUCGUUUGUUGCUUUUUAGAACACAUGGAGGGUAUGGGAGAGAGGUUAACAUUUGGGAAGUACCAUCAGUGUAAAACAAUUUGAAUUUUAACCCAUGUCCUUAGCACUGUGAGAAGAUGUUUUGAAAACUAUUUUUUAGGGAAACUUCAGUUGCACAUCUUCCAUUAGUUACUAGGGAUUUUUUCAUUGGUCUUAUUUGUCCAAAAUAUUGCCUUACUCCUUUAAUUUCUGGGUGAGAUAAAACCUUAAACUUUCAAUUUAAGGAGUGUCGCACAUGGGAGAAAAUGUGAAUCAAGUUAGCUACACAUUUCUGGCCAAGACAACAGGAAGUAAAGAUGGAGGAUGUCCAGGAUAAAUGUUAAUCAUAAUGUCAUUUUCUUGCCACAUUUCCUUCUUAAGUACCUCAACCAUGAGGAGUGUUUUUGGAUUUUGCAUUGUGUGUGUCAGUGAGUAUCUGUAUGCAUGUGUGGGUGUUUUAAACUUGUUUUCUACUCAUAUACCAUUGUUUCAUAUCGCAACAAAGAUUUCCUUUGCCCAACAUGCUUUCCAGUAAGAGGAGUGGACCCAUCUCUGCAGGCUAGUCACCUGCUGGUCAAAGGAAUGAUUGAUUUUCAUUUUAUCAUGUUUAAAUCUGGCUAACAAUUUCUUGGUAAGAUAGUUCUCUGAUUUAAUGAUUUUGAGUUGUUUUACGGAAGGUGAUAUGGUGGUGCAAGAUGAAAGAAGUAAGAAUGCGAGGCACGGGCUAUAUAUAUAGAAUGAGUUGCUGUGGUUUCUAGACAGUAGAGAAGUGAAGUUUAGUGUUUGCUGUUUCCCUGUAUCUUUUAUUUUGUAUUCCUUUGCAUCCAUGUUUAAAAAAAAAAAAUCAGGAUGUUUUCACGCAGAAUUCAAUAUUGGAUUGUGUGCAGGCACCAUGCAUGUGGACCAUGUGUGUGUGUUUAAGUGUACUUGCUUAUGUUUCCGAUAAUGAUCAAGACAUCUUCAGAUAGGAGGACAAAAAUAAAAUGUGAAAUAGAGAUGACAAAAGUGAUGCCUGAAGAUGUAAUAAAAGACAGAGAAGAACUGCACUUAAGACUGCAAAAAAAAAAUGGUCACCCUCUGGUGUAUUUUAUUGAGCAGCAUAAUUACAGAACAUGAAGAAGGGAUUCCAUUACAUAUACCACCAUCAGAAAGGCAUUUCAUGCUUUGUGCAUCAGUACAGCAAAAUCUGAGAGCAGAUUUACUGUCUUGUGAAGGACUUGGCUCAAGGUUAUCUACCAUAUAUGCUUGAUGUGCAGCGUUGCCACUAUUACUUGGACAUGGCAGAUCCUUACAUCUGGGAAGUUUUCUUUGUGUCCUCCUUUGCCUAUUUCCUAUUUUGUUCACUUACAUAGCUAGUGUGAUGUGCAGCUCAUUGGUGGCUUCUUCACCUCAUCAUUGGCUUCAUGAGAGAAGCCAUGCCCACUGUCCUGACAAUUCAUGUGGCAGCAUAUGUACUGUGUAGAUUUUGUAUUCUGUGGUAGUAUUUUGUUGCCAUGUACAAAGAAGCUGCCACAGAGAAUGGAAUAUUCAGCACUACUGGAUUACAUACCUGUAACUACUAUGAACAGCAGUGCGUGCACAUAUGUGCGAGUUUGUGUAUGUGCGCAUAUGUGUGCACGUGUGUGUGUUUGUGUGUGUGCAUUCAUGCUUGUCAAAUGGAAUCUUGGGUGUGUUCUUUUUCUGCCUUGGAAUGUCAAUUACAUCAUUUGGAAAAUACUGAAAUUGUUCUAACCUUUCUCAGGCAAAGUAACAAAAAAAAAAAAAAAGUCAAGCUUAGAAAAAGGAAAAAAAAAAGUAUUCAUCUCUAAAGUAUAGGAAGACAAAAAUAGUCGUACAUAGUGUGUGGAAGGAUGGGUGAGUGUGUGGGUGUUGUGAACAUUUGUUUUUUUUAACAUUUCUAUCUGCAUAUUUUCUUUUUUGUGAUUUAUCUGACAUUGGCAUUGGGAUGAAACGUGUCAGCUUCCAAUGUGGUAGUGAGUGUGUUUUGCUUAUAAUACCAUUCUUCUCUACCUCCUUCUGUCUGGCAUUCAUUUCUGUGGACGUUUCACUGGAUUCUUUCUGAUCUUUUGUACUUAACUAGGGAGCAUUUCUUCGAAAUUUGUUCUGAAUGCAAACAUUUUUGCUGUGUCAGCAGUAAACAAACCAUGAACUUUCAGGCACAAAUAAUUUCAUUUAAACUGUGGCAGUAGCAGAAUGAGGAUAUCUUUGUGCAUGAAAUAAAAACAAGAGAUCUCAAGAUGCACAAAUAAUGCUGAAGGAAGGAAUAGUUUUAUCAGUUAUAAGACUGCUGCAGUAAUCUGCCUGUUUAAAGCACUGCUACCUGCCGUCUUCAUUUUGCUUGAAUUGUCUUAGUCUCAUUGCUCUAUUUGUUUCCGUUGUCCAGUUAUUUUCCUGCCUGCUUGUCUCCUCCUUUCUCCUCCCUUUCUUUCUCUCAGAACUUUGAUCAUGUCAGAUUAUUUGAGAGACAUUUUAGUAUUUUGUGAUAAUUAUAUCCAGAAUAGGCAAAGGGGUUAACUGUAAAGCAUUCACAGGUCACACAUUUGUGUUGAACAGUAUCAUAAGGUCUUCUACUCCUCCUGAGUUUUCUUUUUACUAUGUAUAUUAAAGAUACUAUAAGUAAUAGACAUUUGGAAAUGUGUUUAAAAUUGAUGGAACUACUUUAGUUUAACAAAGCAGAUCUGUAGGAAAUAAACGAAACAAUGACAUAACAAAUGAAACAAACAUUUUUGCAAGCCCCUUUGGUUGUGUAGGUAGUAAAUGCAUACAGGUGUCCUAAACAUAGAAUGGUUCAGAUGACACCCUUUUUACGGCAUUCUAGUUGUUUUUAAACAAAAAAAUAUUUUUUAAUAUAAGUUUACAAGGGACUUUACUGUGUGAGUGUACUGAAGGGUUUGUUACCUGUGGAAGGACGAUUAACAUAAGAGUUAAGUGACGCGUGUCAGUAAGCUGCCUACUGUAUGUACAGUUCCUGCAAGAGUUUGUUUCAAGUUGGUUGUAUAUUCAGGCCUGUGUGAGAUGGCACAGCAGGACCGAUAGGUCAACGUUAGCGAUGACCCUACCUGGUGCUGUUAUGGUUCUCCAUCUCUUCCCCACCUCCCCCAAAAUCAUUCUCAACCAUCGCCACCUCCCUUACAUCUAUAAUCCACCACCCAUCCUCGUCCUCCACUACUCUAUACUCUUUCGUUGGUUCCACCCCCUCUCCCCCUUAAACCUUUGGGUUGUCGUAUCAGUGGCUUCAGGUCACGUGACCGUCAAGUGUUACAUGAGCCCAUGUCAUACCCAGGUCAUUGUUUCGUCAAAUGAUCUAUCCGCGUGACUGCUCGUCUAGGAUUUUCCCCCCUCGUGUUCAUUGUCUGUACCAGUAGAAAGAACAAAUAAAACACCUGGUCAGUUACGA